This is a messenger RNA of Bubalus bubalis (water buffalo), 1303 nucleotides long. It is a transcript of the gene OSER1, whose product is annotated as oxidative stress responsive serine rich 1. Gene Ontology annotation, biological process: cellular response to hydrogen peroxide. The transcript is spliced from 5 exons. The coding region runs from base 286 to 1161 and encodes 291 amino acids. Lineage: Eukaryota; Metazoa; Chordata; Mammalia; Artiodactyla; Bovidae. The record is from RefSeq and is a predicted model, not a curated record.
CGCAGGCGCAGUGCGACUUCGGAGGCGCUGGUCUUCCCCCCGCGGAUUUGGAUCCGGGUCAGUUAGGCGCCGCGAUCGGGGAAAGACGUUCUAAACUGACCGGACUGGCUUACCGGAGCGCCCCUGCUGCGAGAAGUUCUGCCAGCAGGAGGAAUUUGUUUACAGCCUACAGACAGCACCGUUUUAGAUGCUGUGGAGCUUCAAAAAUAAGAGAAUAUCUGAUCUUUGGCCAUCCCUCUCCCCAGUAUUAACGGGAACAUCCAUAAUAGUGUAAAAACUUUCACAAUGAAAUCGGAAGCCAAGGAUGGAGAGGAGGAGAGUCUACAAACUGCUUUCAAGAAACUAAGAGUGGAUGCAUCAGGGUCCAUAGCGUCUCUGUCUGUUGGAGAAGGCGCAAGUGUCAGAGCGUCGGUCAGAGCAGCAGUAGAGGAUGCCAAGCCUAAGUCCGCAUGUGCAUCUAAAGACAGUUGGCAUGGGUCUACAAGGAAGUCUUCACGAGGAGCAGUGAGAACCCAGCGUCGCCGCCGUUCCAAGUCUCCUGUCCUUCAUCCUCCAAAGUUCAUACAUUGCAGUACAAUAGCUUCUUCCAGCAGCCAGCUCAAGCACAAAAGCCAGACUGACUCCCCUGAUGGCAGCAGUGGGCUGGGAAUUUCAACCCCUAAAGAGUUCAAUGCAGGAGAAUGCUCAUCUUCUCUCGAUACUAAUCACACAGGGGCGGUUGCUGAGCCUUUGAGAACUUCGGUUCCAAGGCUCCCAUCAGAGAGUAAGGAGGAAGAUUCCUCUGAUGCUCCCCAAGUCUCCCAAGCAAGUCUCCAGGCCAAUGAUCUCUCUGACUUUCAAUCGGUUUCCAAGCUAAACCUGGGCAAGCCAUGUGUAUGCAUAGGCAAGGAGUGCCAGUGUAAGAGGUGGCAUGACAUGGAGGUGUAUUCCUUUUCAGGCCUGCAGAAUGUCCCUCCCUUGGCCCCAGAACGAAGAUCCACACUUGAGGACUACUCUCAGUCGCUUCACACGAGAACUCUGUCUGGCUCUCCCCGUUCCUGUUCUGAGCAGGCUCGUGUCUACGUGGAUGACGUAACCAUUGAGGACCUCUCGGGCUACAUGGAAUAUUACUUGUAUAUCCCCAAGAAAAUGUCCCACAUGGCAGAAAUGAUGUACACCUGAGAGCAAGAAGCUCCUUACUAUGCUUUAACCAAUGAAGGGUUGUCAGAGAGUUAGUUAACAGCAGACCUUGCAGCUACUUUGUGUGAGAAGACAUCUCCUUCUGCUCACUGUGCUUGCAAUAAAAACUUUUCUUGGCAUCUCA